CUCAUCCUCACCAUUCAAGCAUCACCCAGCCGAGCCAGCCGAGAGAGCCUCGUCUCGUCGGGGGUAAUUCCCUCGAACACCUCGCGCGCGCUCUCUCCCCUGCCUUGUCCGAUCGAAUGGCGUAGCGGGCGGGGCGUUGGGGGAGACGGUGAAGGGUGCUUGGCUGGCGCGGGCAUGGCUGCCGCCGCGGUGGUGGCUUGUUUCUCCCCCUCUUUGUGCGCUGCCUCGCUCCCGCGCCCUCGGGUUUGCUUCGGGAGCACCCGGCAAGGUUCUUGGAGCUGCCUCGCUUCGAGCAAUGGCUGCGGGGCGCUCCGCCACGCGGGGAUGCGGUCGCGGUGGAGGGGCGCGGUGCUUGCCAAGGCGGACGAGGCAGACAAGGACAAUGAGGCCGGCUUGGGGUUCCGCAAGCCGGGCCACAGGAGGCUGCGCCUGAGGCUCCGGCCGCGGCUGCGCCUGCUGUGGUGGCGGCUCCGGCGGCUGUCUCCGCGGGACCUCCCGGGGGACGCCGCGGGCGUGCUGCGGCGGGCCGUUCGGCGCGUGCCGCCGGCCGCGGCCGCGCCCAUCGUCCUGGCGGUCCUCCUCCUCGCCGCCCGGCUCGCGCUGCCCAAGAACGCCGCGAAGGAGGUGGCCUACUCGGACCUCCUGGCGGGCCUCCGCGCGGGCGCCGUCACCGCCGCCGCGUUCGAGGAGGACUCGCGGCGCAUCUACUUCCGCAAGGCCGCGGACGACGUGGGCAGCAGCGACGACGCGGGCGAGACCGGUAGAAGCGCCGCGGCGAAGUGGCCUUACUACGCGAGGAGGGUGCCGCACGACGAGGGGUUCCUGCUGGGGCUUAUGAGGGACGGCGGGGUGGACUACCGGUCGGCGCCGCGGCCGGCGGGGAGGCUGCUGGUGGACAUGCUGAGCACGCUGCUCACGCUGUGGGUGUCGCUCCUGCCGAUGAUGUGGUUCAUACAGAGGCAGAUGUCCGCUGGGGGCGGCGCGGACAAGCGGCGCCGGCCAAGGAAGCAGAGAGUGGGGUUUGACGAUGUUCAGGGUGUCGAUGAGGCCAAAGAGGAGCUCGUGGAGGUAGUGAGUUGCUUGCAUGGUUCGCUGAACUAUAAGAAGCUGGGAGCAAAAUUACCCAGGGGUGUUCUUCUUGUUGGGCCUCCAGGAACUGGGAAAACUCUGCUUGCAAGGGCAGUUGCAGGAGAGGCUGGAAUUCCUUUUUUCUCUGUUUCUGCUAGUGAAUUUGUUGAAGUUUUUGUUGGAAGAGGAGCAGCCCGUGUCAGGGAUUUGUUCAAGGAAGCCAAAGAAGCUGCCCCAUCUAUCAUUUUUAUUGAUGAACUUGAUGCUGUGGGUGGAAGUCGAGGAAGAAGUUUUAAUGAUGAAAGGGACCAAACUUUAAAUCAGCUCCUUACUGAGAUGGAUGGUUUUGACUCAGACAUGAAAGUUAUUGUCAUGGCUGCUACUAAUAGGCCUAAAGCAUUGGAUCCUGCUCUGUGUCGCCCUGGGCGCUUCUCAAGAAAAGUUUUGGUUGGCGUGCCUGAUUUGGAGGGGCGCAGGAACAUUUUGGCUGUUCAUUUAAGGGAAAUUCCUUUGGAAGAGGAUCCUGAAAUAAUUUGUGAUCUGGUUGCUAAUCUAACCCCAGGAUUGGUUGGUGCGGAUCUAGCAAACAUUGUGAAUGAGGCUGCAUUGCUAGCAGCUCGAAGGGGCGGCAAUAGUGUGGCUCGGGAGGACAUUAUGGAUGCAAUUGAGAGGGAGAGAUAUGGGGUCAACGGUAGACAAGAGAAUGCUGACUCUGAAAAGCAAGGCCUCACCAAAUUGUUUCCAUGGUUACCUAAACCUGGAAAUAAACCAAUGAACCCAGAUGAUAUUGGAGGAGUUAUGGGAUAUCAUACAUUAAGCUAACUGGAGAUUUUGCAAG
This is a messenger RNA of Oryza brachyantha (malo sina), 1906 nucleotides long. RefSeq names its product probable inactive ATP-dependent zinc metalloprotease FTSHI 3, chloroplastic. Lineage: Eukaryota; Viridiplantae; Streptophyta; Magnoliopsida; Poales; Poaceae. Bases 175 to 1890 code for a protein of 571 amino acids. The record is from RefSeq and is a predicted model, not a curated record. The transcript is spliced from 4 exons. Gene Ontology annotation, molecular function: ATP-dependent peptidase activity; ATP hydrolysis activity; ATP binding. Gene Ontology annotation, cellular component: chloroplast thylakoid. Gene Ontology annotation, biological process: proteolysis.